Messenger RNA from Mizuhopecten yessoensis (Yesso scallop), 5597 nucleotides. RefSeq names its product protein O-linked-mannose beta-1,4-N-acetylglucosaminyltransferase 2-like. Gene Ontology annotation, biological process: protein O-linked glycosylation via mannose. Gene Ontology annotation, molecular function: protein O-acetylglucosaminyltransferase activity. Gene Ontology annotation, cellular component: endoplasmic reticulum. Bases 338 to 2572 code for a protein of 744 amino acids. The record is from RefSeq and is a predicted model, not a curated record. Lineage: Eukaryota; Metazoa; Mollusca; Bivalvia; Pectinida; Pectinidae. The transcript has 2 exons.
CAGACAGACGCAUCGAACUCUAGUUUUAAUCCAAACAUGCGAAAAUUCGUGUUUUUAUGGUGAGAAUUGUGCAGUUAGGCCAAUUUUAUUCAUACUCCAAUGAUGAAACUGAUACCGAAAGGACAUUUUGGCAUAUAAAUCACCGAAAGGUGCUGUAACGUAACGUUAUAUUGUUUUCAUAUAGUUUUCAUGUAGUGUCGACGUCAAAAUAAGCCGAUCCAGCUUCUUGGGACACAUCUGUAUACUGUUCUCUAAUCAUGUCCGGUUGUGAGUAACAUAUUUGACAUGUAAAGUCGUUUUUAAUUUGGACCAAAGCUCUAGUAUCUGAAAACAAAGAAUGACAAACCUCCAUUUCAUCACCCAUGCAGUCAUGCUGUCUGUCAUGGCUGUAGUGGUCAAGAAAUAUAUGGACCUGAGGUCACACGUGGAAGACCUACAAAUGGACUGCUACCCCCACCCCUUCCUCUCCCAACCUCCGAGCAAACCUCCUCCCCACUUCCCCUACCCAGGGGACAAUGUGGGGGUUAAUGACAAAGUCAAAGAUUUUAACUACAUUGCAACAAGUCAGUCUGAUUUUCAGGAAUCUGACAGUAACCAGGAUAUUGACAAUUUGGGGGCAACAAAGUAUGAUGGUAAAGGGGCGUCUUCACAACAAAAUAAAUUUUCAGGAACAGACUUUAGUAGUCAUUCAGACCAGAAUUUUGGAACAGACUUUAUUCAAAGUAGCCAGGCAAGUUACAGUAGUGAAGCUCAGAGUGGAAGAUAUUUUGAAGAAUAUGAAAAAACCAAAGCUGCGGGUGCAGAAUCUUCAAGUGUAUUAACUUUGAGCAGUAAAUCUCUAACUGAAGGAGCCACCAUCAGCACGACCUCACAGACAGAUAUUGAUGGAAGUGAACAUGUAGCAGUAACUGGCAAAGCACAUGAAAGCAAGAAAUCAAAGGAAGAGGCUGAUACAUCACAUAUAGAAACCUCAGUUUGGUGCCAUGGCAAUUCGGAGAUGAACAAAAUAUGUCAUUUCCAGAACCUAUGUUACAGUCCUUUGAAUGAGGCGUUUCUGUUUUACCACAGUGAUAGGAGUGUGUUGGAUAGGUCACAGCUCGGUAAUGAUAGCAAGCCGAUGCUACGUCUCUCUACUGUGUACGAAUAUAAUGGUUAUACUCCAAACCUGAUAGAUUUAAAGUCUUCAGCGUUUGAUCAUUCUAGGGUAAAGUGGGUCAAAGGGCAAAGUGUGAUCUUCAGCAGGUUCAAACCUGACAAUAUCAUGCAUGUUCUACACGAUGACAUCUUCCCGUUACACUUCACGCUGAAUUUUAUUACCGGACAAAACUCUCUGGAUCAGUAUGAUGUCCAGAUAGUCUUUAUGGAAGGAUGGGAUCGUGGGGACUUUGCCGACUUGUAUUCUAGUUUCACUACCAAAUCUCCCAUUUAUAUUAACGAUUUAAGUGAGGAACAGUUGGUCUGUUUUGAGGAUGCUUAUGCGGGAUUAUCAACUGCACCCGUGUGGUAUCAAUAUGGCUACAUCCAGUCGCAGGCACCUGUGAAAGACACAGAAGCAUCUGGAUUUCUUAUACACAACACAGUAAAUUUUAUUGUUAAUCAACUCGAUAUGCAAAAGCCUCCUAACAUGAUGCUGACACCUGGUGAUUAUUUUGUUUUAUUCUCCAGAAAAGACAAUCGACGCAUUGUCAAUGAAAUGGAACUGAUGCUCUCAGUUUCAGCAGAGACAAAUUUGAAAGUGUUCACGCUUAGUUUGGAAACCCAUAGUUUAAAAGACAUCAUGCACUAUGUAAGAUUUUCCCGAGGUAUAGUUGGUAUGCAUGGAUCAUUGAUGUCACUGGCUGCCUUUCUCAGGCCUGGAGCGUUUGUUAUUGAGUUGUUCCCAUAUGCAGUCUCUCCCAAAAAGUAUCCCCCCUUCAGGACUCUAGCUGAGCUACCAGGGAUGAAUCUAGUCUACACAGCUUGGCAGAACCUGGACAAAACAAAAUCUAUAGGCCAUCCUGACUGGCCGGCAGACAUAGGGGGAAUCGGUCAUCUACCGCCACAGGACCAGGCAGCUAUAAUGGCUGAGACUGAAGUGCAGGAUCAUCUAUGUUGUAGUGAUCCUUCUUGGUUGUACCACAUAUACCAGGACACAGAGGUAGAUAUUCCUGCCAUCACCAGACUUAUCAAAGCAGCCAUGAACAAACCGUACACAAGUGACCACCAACAAAUGUUCCCAGCCAAAGUUUCAAAGGUUCGGUGUGAUAAACUCAACCCCAAUACUAAUGUCACAGACAAAAAUGUUAAACAAUUGGGUAAUGUGAAAAAAGGAUUGGUAGUGUUAAAAAUACAGUGGGCAUCACCCCAGAAUUUAGACAAUUUAGAUUUUAGAAGUUUACAUUAUGAGGUGAGAGUAGUACAAGAAGGUGUAGAUGACAUAUUAUUCAUAGUCACUGACACAUCUCUGCUGGUGUCUGUGUCUAGCACAGGGCCCACAGUGAAGGUUUGGGUGAAGGCUGUCAUAAACAAUAAGACUGGGGGACUGCAUGGCCAUACACUCUGUUUACUAACAGAGCACCAAGGCCCAAAGUGAAGGUUUGGGUGAAGGCUGUCACAGUCAGUAAGACUGGGGGACAACACAGCUACAUAAGGGGUUUGGGUGAAGGUUUUCACAGGCAGUAAGACUGGGGAACUGCAUGGCCAUACACUCUGUUUACUAACAGAGCACCAAGGCCCAAAGUGAAGGUUUGGGUGAAGGCUGUCAUAGACAGUAUGACUGGGGGACAACACAGCUACAUGAGGGGUUUGGGUGAAUGCUUUCAUAGACAGUAAGACUGGGGGACUACACAGCCACAUGACAGUUUGGGUGAAUGCUUUCAUAGACAGUAAGACUGGGGACUACACAGCCACAUGAGGGUUUAGAUGAAGGUUUUCAUAGACAGUAAGACUGGGGACUACACAGCCACAUGACAGUUUGGUUGAAGGCUUUCAUAGACAGUAAGACUUGGGGACUACACAGCCACAUGAGGGUUUUGGUGAAGGCUUUCACAGACAGUAAGACUGGGGGACUACACAGCCACAUUAGGGUUUAGAUGAAGGUUUUCAUAGACAGUAAGACUUGGGGACUACACAGCCACAUGAGGGUUUUGGUGAAGGCUUUCAUAGACAGUAAGACUGGGGGACUACACAGCCACAUGAGGGUUUGGGUGAAGGCUUUCACAGACAGUAAGACUGGGGGACUACACAGCCACAAGAGGGUUUAGAUGAAGGUUUUCAUAGACAGUAAGACUUGGGGACUACACAGCCACAUGACAGUUUGGGUGAAGGCUUUCAUAGACAGUAAGACUGGAGACUACACAUAAAGGUUUAGGUGAAAGCUUUCAUAGACAGUAAGACUGGGGACUACACAGCCACAUGAGGGUUUGGGUGAAGGCUUUCAUAGACAGUAAGACUGGGGACUACACAGCCACAUGACAGUUUGGUUGAAGGUUUUCAUAGACAGUAAGACUGGGGGACUACACAGCCACAUGAGGGUUUAGGUGAAGGCUUUCACAGACAGUAACACUGGGGACUACACAGCCACAUGACAGUUUGGGUGAAGGUUUUCAUAGAUAGUAAGACUUGGGGACUACACAGCCACAUGACAGUUUGGGUGAAGGUUUUCAUAGACAGUAAGACUGGGGACCACACAGCCACAUGACUGUUUGGGUGAAGGUUUUCAUAGACAGUAAGACUGAGGACUACACAGCCAUAUGACAGUUUGGGUGAAGGUAGAAAGUAAGACUUUGGCAUUACACAGCCACACACUGUGUCUACUCACACACACCAAGGCCCAAAGUGAGAGUUCAGGUUCAGGCUUUCAUAGACAGAAAGGUGGGGGACCCCAUGGCCACACACUAUGCUUACUGACAUAACAUCAAGGCCUCCAGCGAGGGUUUCCAAUGAAGGCUGUGUUUGACAGUAAAAUCAGCAGACUGCACAGUCACAUGCAUGGCCACACUUUGCUAACACCUGUGCCCAUGCACGGUGUUGGUGAAGGUCGUAGUCGACAGUAACUUAAACUAGCAGACUGCACAGCUACAAAUUAAUUUCUUGUAUGUAUCCUGUGUGAAAAAUGUUCUUUUGGCAAGUUUUUUCCCAGUAUGAAUUGUGACCUAAUGAAAAGUGUCAUCUUAUGGACUUGGACCGAAUCAGUAAAACUGGGCAGACAAUUUAUUAUGACAGAAGCCCCCAAAACCACUAUCUAUAUGUAAUGGGAGGAAGUCAUACAAUUUUCAGGUUGUGACUCCUGAUUCUUCUGGUAACUACCAGUGUUUUUCUCAUGAUCUGUGCUUGAUCAUGUAUUAACAUUUUUAUGUUGAUAACCAGUGCAGUUAGUUGAUAUUAUUUGAAAUUUUAAAUGCAAAUAACGAUAUGAUGUAAAAACCAGGGUAGAUGAAAUAGCCUCUUUUGGGAUAGUGAGCCCAAACACUACUUUGUGAUGUACGUACACUUUGUAUUGUACGUGACACAAUACCAGCAAUGGUUAGAAAACCCUACCUUAUACACAGCUUCAGGUUUACUAAUAUUUUGUUCUUGUGGUUGUUAUAGUCAGUAUUCAAUUUACUGAAAUAUUUUCAAUGUAUAUUCCAUGCUUACAAUUUAACACAUUCCUUCAAUGUGUCUAAACUUAACGUGUUGUAAUUUGUUGUCGUACGUUUGUGAGAUGUUGUCAUUUUUGUAACUUUGUAUCGGCGUGAGAUACUUUUAAAUGUUUCUGUACAGUUAGGUGAUCUUGUAUACAUUUUAGUGGUGAAUUCUCUGUUGUUAUGUAUCACAUUAUUAUACAUCAUAUAUUGUACAUGUAACAUCUGUUCUGAAGACUAAAAUGUUGAUUAUACGAUUCAAAAAAAAAGGAAAAAGCAAGAAUCAUUGGAAAUGUUUCUUCAUUUAUUGGAGUUAAAACUGUCAAGACUUUGCACAGAGAGACACUGAAUUAUCCCAAAUUACAAGAUUACUGGAGAGGUACGGAGGCCAUCAAGUCCUUGAGGAGCUAGGUCCUCUGAAAAAACCCCACAUGAAUUCAUGACUAAAGAGGUUCCUCUUUUCACAGUAACAAUAAAUAACUGUUAAGUGCGGAUCCUCUACAGUAUAUAAACAGCCGCAGUGUUAUAACGAACGACAAUGGUACACUGGUUGUUUAGCUUCUCCCUGAAGUAGUCAUGAAGCGGGCCAGAGCACAUUUUCCCUUUUACCAGUUGUUUCCGAUGAUAAUGCUGUAAUUUUCAUUCCUUCAGUCGUGUGAUAGUGCUUCACCCUGACCGACACCCGUGAUAAAUUAGUUAGAUGGAAAGUUCUGUUUUGAUAUCGAUUAAUGAAUGCUGUUGUUUUGUUCACCACAUUGUGUAGUUAUUUUUGUGUGGGAUUUUUUUUAUGGACAGUUAUUAAGUAUGUCAAUAUGUGUUAUUGUGUAUUUAUCUGUUGAAUUUAAUAGUUUUUUUCAUAUCAAGAGUUUUGAUAAGUGAAUUGACACUCAGCCUUAUGUAAUAUGUCUAUUAGGGUGAUCGAGUGGCACAGUGGAUAGUGCGCUUGCCUUUCAACAAGGCGGCCAGGGUUUGAUUCCCCAAUCGGACGUGGAA